AUGGCCGUUGAGGGAGGAGACAUUGCCAUCAUUGGCUCUGGUUGCCGCUUCCCAGGUGGCUCCACAUCGCCGGACAAGCUUUGGGAACUUCUGAGCGAGCCAAGACUCGUUGCUAGCGAAGUUCCCUCAUUGAAAGGAUACUACCACAAGAGCAAUCAGUAUCAUGGCCACGCAAACGUUCGUGAAGCAUAUCUCCUCGAGGGGGAGGGAGUACACCGGCGCUUUGAUGCAGGCUUUUUUGGGAUCAGCCCCUCCGAGGCCAACAAUGUGGACCCGCAGACUCGUCUGCUCCUCGAGGUUGUUUACGAGGCACUCGAGUCUGGCGGUCAGACAAUCGACCGACUGAAAGGCUCCGAUACGGCCGUCUACGCCGGUCAGAUGGUCAACGACUACGAGCUCCUGAUGUACCGGGAUCACGAGAACUACGGCAAAUACCACGCAACGGGCGCGUCGAGGGCAAUGUUAUCAAACAGAAUCUCGUACUUCUUCGACUGGCACGGCCCGUCGAUGACUAUCGACACGGCUUGCAGCUCGAGCUUGGUUGCCCUGCAUCACGCUGUUCAACAGCUGCGAUCUGGUCACUCACAAGUAGCUAUUGUGGCUGGAUCAAAUCUCAUCUACGACGCGGGCACCUUUAUCGCGGAGACAAAUCUCCAAAUGUUGUCGCCCGGAGGCCGAUCUCGGAUGUGGGAUGCGGACGCCGACGGUUAUGCUCGCGGAGAGGGCGUUGCUGCAAUAGUGCUCAAGACAAGGCAGGCGGCUGAGGCCGAUGGUGACAAUAUUGAGUGUAUUAUUCGAGAGACGGCGCUGAAUCAAGACGGCAGGACACGGGGACAGACGAUGCCAAGCGCGGAUGCCCAGGCACAACUUAUCAAGGACUGCUAUGCCCGUGCUGGGCUGGACCUCAGCAAUCCCGCGCAUCGCCCACAAUACUUCGAGGCCCAUGGCACGGGAACACCAGCCGGUGACCCGAUUGAGGCUGAAGCCGUCGCAGCUGCAUUAUUUCCAGACGGACGAGGAGUCAAUGGCUCUCUCGGGCCUCUUUUUGUUGGCAGCUGCAAAACUGUCAUCGGCCACACAGAGGGAACAGCAGGCAUAGCUGGAAUUCUGAAAGCAUCACUUGCGCUUCAGCAUGCUAGUAUUCCACCAAACCUCCAUUUCAACCGCCUGAAUCCCGACGCCCACGCCGUGCGAGCCUUCGGAUUCGGAGGCACUAAUGCCCACGCCAUACUCGAGAGCUACACGCCACGGGCUGAUAUAAUGCCAUCUAAUCACGUCAAUGUGCCGCCAUGCAUUCCGUUCGUCUUCUCCGCAGCCUCAGAAUCAUCCUUGAAACAAUAUCUCGAAAGCUUCUGUAACUACCUAAGCCGGGGUGAUUCUGUGUCUAGCCUUCACGAUAUUGCUUCAUCGCUGGCCUCCAGACGGACCCGGUUCCCAGUGGCCGUGGCAAUUGGCGCGUGCACCCAGGACGAACUCAAGGGGAAAAUACAGCAAAAGCUCGAGGCGUCGCGGAGUGAUCCGGAGCUGCGCGUCGGCUACAGGACAACGCGCCGAGACGCAGCCGCAAGCCCCGGCAAACCUCGGGUCUUGGGGGUCUUCACAGGGCAGGGCGCACAGUGGGCGCAAAUGGGGCUGGAACUGAUCACCACGUUCCCGGCUGCGAGAAACAUCAUGGAGAGGCUACAGAAGCGGCUGGAUCAGUUGCCUGUCGAUGAUCGUCCCGCACGGUCGCUCUUGCAAGAGUUGCGGGAAGACGCCUCCUCGACCCGCGUCAUGUCGGCUGCCGUAUCUCAGCCUCUCUGCACCGCCAUUCAGAUCAUCCAGGUCGAUCUGCUACGUGCUGCGGGUAUCGAUUUCUCUGCCGUAGUGGGUCACUCAUCCGGCGAAAUCGCAGCAGCCCAUGCAGCUGGUCUGCUUUCUGCCGAAGAUGCUAUCUGUGUUGCCUACUACCGCGGCCUACACUCGGGGUCAUCCCAGGGCGCCGCUCAGAAAGGUGCUAUGAUGGCCGUUGGCACGUCUGCAGAAGAUGCCGAAGAUCUCCUUGGAUUCCCUGAGUUCGAAGGGAGGGCUUGUGUAGCCGCUGUGAAUUCAAAACAGAGCGUAACACUCUCUGGGGACCACGACGCUCUCUAUGAGAUGGAGGUCGUGUUUGGAGACGAGGAGAAGUUUACCAGAUUCCUCAAAGUGGACAGGGCUUACCACUCUCAUCACAUGAAGGCGUGUUCUGCUGAGUAUCUUGGCUCCCUGAAAGCACUGGGAGUUGAGGUGGGUCGUGGCAACCAAACUCGCUGGUUCUCAAGUGUUUCCGGAUCAGAACUGGGCGAGGAGGAGUUGCUGAAGGGCCCCUAUUGGGAAAGCAACAUGGCAAAGCCGGUGCUAUUCAUGCAGGCUAUCGAUCAGGCCUGUAACGCCAUGAAUCAACUGGACCUGGUGGUUGAGUUGGGCCCUCAUCCCGCUCUUAAGGGGCCCACACUUGAGACCAUUCGGGACCGACUCUCAUGCACGGUUCCCUACACAGGUCUUUUCCAACGUGGCGUCUCAAGUAUCUCAUCUCUCGCUGACGGUCUUGGCUAUGCCUGGAUGCAUCUUGGCGAGAGUGGCGUCGACCUACAGCGCUACGGCGAAUUUGUUUCCGGGAGCCUGAACUCGGCGCCUGCCAAGGGCCUUCCGACGUACGCUUGGGAUCACCAAAGCGAGUACUGGCACGAAUCAAGAUGGGGCAGGGCUGUUCGCCUUCGUCAAGACCCAGUAAACGAGCUACUGGGCCACUUGACGCCAGACAGUACCGAGCAUGACAUGCGUUGGCGCCACAUGCUGCGACUGUCAGAGAUUCCGUGGCUCUCUGGGCAUAGGCUGCAGAAUGGCAUCAUAUUUCCGGCCGCCGGUUACGUCGUGAGUGUGCUCGAGGCCGUUCGCAUACUUUGCAAGAAGUCUCCUGUCAAGACCAUUGAACUGCUGGAUCUUGAUAUAGUCUCGGCGCUCAUGUUUGAGCACGAGAAUUCGAGCAUGGAGAUAAUUAUGUCCCUUGCAAACAUCUCGAGACAGAAGGAAAGAACAAUCGAGGCAGAGUUCAAAUAUCACGCUGCGGCUGCAGAUGGCUUUGACGACCUCAAACUCAAAGCCAGCGGCCAUGUGCGUAUUCAUUUAGGCGAGCCCGACGAGACUGCUCUUCCUGCACAACGGCCAAUACUGUCCAAUAUGCUGCCUGUGUCGAAGGACAAAUUCUAUGAAUCAAUAGCCGAGAUCGGGUACCAGUAUGGUGCACCGAACGACGAUCAGUCACCAUUUUACCAGCUUGCAUGGGGCGUCGCAGACCCGAAUGUCGAGUUGGCCGUGGAGAACAGUACCAGCCCGGCAGCAUCGGCCGAGGCUGCGACCUUUACAAGACAUCUGGCUCGGACCAUCCAGCAGAUCGUGCACAGAUAUCCUCGCAUGCAAAUUCUGGAGUUGCCAUCAGAGACCAGCGCCCCAACAAAGGCUAUACUGGACAACAUCGGCUCAAAAUUCGCGUCCUACACUGUCACCACGCACGCGUCUUCCUUGACUACUUCGGAAUCGGAGUCGACUUGGCUGAAGGACGAGAGAUUGAUUUCGAAGAAUCUAGACUUAUCAUGUGGUUUGAAAGAGCAAGGGUUCCUAGACUCUUCAUACGACCUGGUUGUGGCACCCCAUUCUUUCUCCGGCACAUCUGACCUCGAUCAGGCCCUGCGCAAAGUGCGGCGUCUGCUCAAACCAGGUGGCUAUCUUGUCGUGUUGAGCCCUCUGCCAUGUACUAACAGCUUCUGGGACGAUUUGCUGCGAACAACUGGCUUUUCGGGGAUUGAUACCAGCAGUGGGGAUGUAGAAGGUGCCAUGCCGCUUUCUGUAUUCGCAUCGCAGGCCAUGGACGAAAAGAUCGCCUUCCUUCGCAAUCCUCUUUCCAUGGCAUUCCCAUCUUCGGAAAGAUUGGUACAAGAUCUCGUGAUCCUCGGCAGCAACAGCCUGACGGCAAGGGGGCUCACGAACCAGGUUUCAGCUGCCCUUGAAGCAUCUUGCGGCAGAAUUCAGGCUGCAAACUCCUUCGACGAUUUUGUCAGCCUCAGAAUCACACCGGGAGCUGUCAUCUUGAACCUGCAAGAUUUAGAUCGCAGCGUGUUCGAGCACCUGGACGAUAAGACAUGGAAUGCCCUGAAGAGAAUGACACUCCAUACAGGAACUCUUGUCUGGGUGACUCGGGGGCGGCGUGCUGAAAAUCCGCGCGCAAACAUGGCCAUGGGUUUGCUGCGUGCUGCGGCGCGCGAGAACCCGGCGCUCGACUAUGUUCUUUUAGACAUCGAAGAGGCGUCCGACUCGGACCACCGCAUCAUAGCAGAGACUCUGCUCAGGCACAAGGCAGCGUCUAGAUGGUGCCACCAAGACGGCCUCCACUUCACAACCGAGAACGAGCUGGUAGUUGACAAGGCACGGCGACUGCUUGUCCCCCGCCUCGUGCCGAGCCAAGAGAUGGACGACCGCUACAACUCCAGUGGCCGGGAGGUCCGUACCCCUGUGCGUGCUGAUACGCACCAAGUUGGCGUGUCCAUGCAAGAUGGGAAGUGGGACUUAAGCCUGAUACCGCCAUCAUCCCAGCCUCAGGAUGGACGCCUGAGAUUGCAGACUACGCACUCUCUCAUCUCGCCGGUGCGGGUCGCGGAGUUUGGCAGCAUGUUUGUGGUGCUUGGGAGAGACAUGGCAUCUUUCAGAGAUGUGGUCGGGCUCUCCUCCAACAAUGCAUCAUUCGCUCACGUCCAUGCAGAACUCGUGAUCCCAAUUGGAGAUCAUCGGGGAACUGAAGACCGACUCCUGUGGCUCAUGGCUAACCAUUUGAUGGCGAGCAUCAUUUUGAGGGGCCUAUCCAAGGGCGAUAAGGUUCUGGUCCACGGAUGGAGGAGGGAAACCGCUUGGGUUCUGGCCGAGCGAGCCAGAAUAUUAGGCGUGGAGGCCAAGUUCACGACAACAGAUCCCGAAUCAUCGGAGGCUGACGGCAUUCAGCGAAUCGUGUUACACCCCAACGCCUCUGCGUCAGCUCUGGAUCGACUAGCUCAAGAGGACUUCUCCGUGUUCAUUGAUAUGACGAAUGCUGCUGAGACUGGUUCACUGGGAAGUAACAUCGCCUCGUCACUGUCAACCUACUGCAGGAAAGAGAACUACGCGUCGUUGUUUGCAAAGAAUGCUUACGAUCCUAGGGAAGGGCAUUUGGACGGUAUCCACGCCCGCCUGGAAGAAGCCGUGACAUGGGCUUCUGUCGUCAUGGCCGAGCCUGGCGAGGCGGCAUGGAUCAGGGAAGCUAUUCCUACCAUGCCAGUGGCUCUAGCAUCCAUUCCCGGAGAGGACAGCCUCGUGGAUCCGCUCACGGUUGUCGAGUGGGCUUCCACUUCUGGCGUCUCGGCAAGAGCUUGCCCGGUCGACUCACUAGUAUCGUUCCCUGGAGACAAAACGUACUGGCUUGUGGGCCUCUCUGGAGGUGUAGGCCUUUCACUCUGCGAGUGGAUGGUGCAGCGCGGAGCUCGAUAUUUCGUCAUCAGCAGCCGGAGUCCCAAUAUUGAGGCGGCGUGGCUGGACGAGAUGCAUGCAAAGGGGGCUGUAGUCAAAGUUUCAGCAUGCGACGUCACCAAUGAAUGCCAAGUCCGUGCCCUUUACCAAGAGAUUUCAUCCUCUAUGCCACCCAUCGCGGGUGUAGCACAGGGGGUAAUGGUUCUCGAGGACACGUCCCUCCAAGACAUGACCCUUGACCAGCUAUCAGCAGUCACGAAACCUAAGGUCGAGGGAAGUAUCUACUUAGAUCGACUCUUCGCGGACAACGUACUCGAAUUCUUCAUCUUCUUCUCGUCGGUGUCGACAGUCGUUGGAAACCAUGGGCAGGCAAACUACGCGGCAGCCAACGCGUUCAUGGCCAGCCUCGCCGAACGGCGUCGAGAACGGGGCCUCGCUGCGUCGGUUAUCGACAUUGGCCCGAUCGCUGGGAUCGGUUAUAUCAGCCGGGCCUUUGAGGAAGGGGCUCUUGGCAGGAUGACGAUGCGGACGUCGGGCUGGGCGAAGACGUCGGAGCGGGACUUCCACCAGCUUUUUGGAGAGGCGGUGCUCGCGGGACGGCCUGGCUCGACGGGCCCGAUUGAGAUCGGAUCAGGUCUGCGCAGAGUCCACCAGGGAGAAGACGACCAGCCUGUCUGGCAUUCAUGGCCGCGCAUGAGCCACCUGAUCUCGCGCAGUGAGGGACCUAUAGAUCCGGGCGAAGGUGGUACCGAGGCCAGAGUUCCCAUCAAGGACCGCCUCUCGAAGGCCCCGGACGGUGAAGUCCACACUAUCAUCUGGGACGCCUUCACAAGCCAACUCGGAUCCCAUUUUCAGCUCGACACCCGGGACGCCAGUAAGGAGGAGCUGGCCGCCAUGCGCCUCGAUCAGAUGGGAAUUGACUCGCUCACGGCGAUGGAGAUCCGCGGCUGGUUCAUGAAGACACUCGAGGUCAACAUACCUGUUCUGAAGAUCCUUAACGGCAGCUCAAUCAGUGAGCUUGUCGCCAUUGCGACCGAGGCUAUUCAAGAACGGAGAGCCCAGACCGUCGAUGAGGGCUCCGAGGCCUCUGCGACGAGCCAGGAGCUGGUCGACAGCUCGAGCACCGAUCCUGACGAGCCUGGUGAUACGGAUGACGAGAAUGUGUCGUCGAAGCCUGGCUCCCUCUGUGAUUUCGCACAGUCUGGCCAAGUGAUCCUCAAAUCAGUUCCGGUCUCGUCCACUCAGGCGAGAUUCUACCCAUCCGGAAUAUUCCUGGAAGACCUGGUCGGUCUCAACCACACCGCUUGGACCAGGAUCACAGGUGCAAUAGACACGGAAAGGUUGCGGCAGGCGGUGCUUGCAGUAGGCCAGCAGCAUGAGAUCUUGAGGACGGCAUUCUUCGACCAGGGUGGCCAACAGAUGCAGCACGUACUAAAGGCCAGCCUCCUCCACCUGGAACACCAGCAGAUAGAAGACGAGGAGGAAGUGGCAAGAGUCGCAAUGUCCAUCCAGAAGGGGCACGUAUACGACGUCGCGCGCGGAGAAACGAUCCGACUGAUCCUGGUGUCCCAUCCAGCGGGAGAGAACUACCUCAUCAUCGGCGUCCACCCCCUCAUCAUGGACGCAACAGGCAUCCAGGUCUUCCUCCGCUGGCUCGCCUUCCACUACACCAACCCACACUCCCAACCCCGCGUGAAGCAGUUCGCCACUGCAUCCCAGCAGCGGCACGCCGCCCUCGCCGCAGGGGAGUUCAGACCAGAACUUGAGUACUGGCGGCGUGAAUUCCCCUCGCCCCCGCCCGCCCUCCCGCUCCUAACGGUGUCGAAGGUGCGAGAGCGGCCCGUCCUGAGGGCCUACGAGAACAUCACGGCAGACUGCCGCAUCGGCCCGGAGACCAAGGCGCGGAUCGCCGCGAUCUGCCGGCAGCUGCGGACGACGCCGUUCCACUUCUACCUCGCGGCCCUGCGCGCCCUGCUCCUGCGGUACUGCGAGGGCGGGGAGGACGUCACCACCGCGGUGGCGGAGAACGGCAGGGGGCGGGAUGCCGAGGAGAUGGAGGUCGUCGGGCCGCUGUACAACCUCGUGCUUGUGCGUAUCGUGGCGGAUCUGUCGACCGGGUUCAGGGACCUGCUGGAGGUCGCGCGCGACAAGACGUACGCGGGCUUGGCUAACGGCAAUGUGCCAUUUAUCAAGGUCGUGGAAGAACUCGGCCUCCAACGCAACGCAAGACACACUCCAUUCUUCCAGGUCUUUGCAGAUUACAGAACCGGCCAGCGGGAGACGGUCGCCUUUGGCGAGAGGAACGAAUUGUGUUUCAUGGGGUUCGACCUGAACGUGCCGUACGAUGUCUACCUUGACACAGUAGACGUGCCGGACGGGGACUGUGCCCACUGCUUGUUCCUGCGUAGGGAUCUGUUCGAUCAGCCGGCGGCGGACAGGCUGGUUGCCAGUUAUAAGCUUUUGAUAGAGGCUUUUGCGGCUGAGCCGGAAAUAUCGGUCGGUGCGGUGGAUCUGGCUGCGCCUGGGGAAGUUGAAGAGCCCGGGCUGUAG
Messenger RNA from Diaporthe citri, 8061 nucleotides. RefSeq lists its product as uncharacterized. Gene Ontology annotation, molecular function: S-adenosylmethionine-dependent methyltransferase activity; 3-oxoacyl-[acyl-carrier-protein] synthase activity; fatty acid synthase activity. NCBI's taxonomy places the organism in Eukaryota, Fungi, Ascomycota, Sordariomycetes, Diaporthales, Diaporthaceae. Bases 1 to 8061 code for a protein of 2686 amino acids. The transcript is spliced from 7 exons. Gene Ontology annotation, biological process: secondary metabolite biosynthetic process; fatty acid biosynthetic process. The record is from RefSeq and is a predicted model, not a curated record.